Eimeria necatrix is the source of this 2268-nucleotide messenger RNA. RefSeq names its product ZIP Zinc transporter domain-containing protein, putative. Gene Ontology annotation, molecular function: metal ion transmembrane transporter activity. The transcript is spliced from 8 exons. The coding region runs from base 1 to 2268 and encodes 755 amino acids. The record is from RefSeq and is a predicted model, not a curated record. Gene Ontology annotation, biological process: metal ion transport; transmembrane transport. Lineage: Eukaryota; Apicomplexa; Conoidasida; Eucoccidiorida; Eimeriidae. Gene Ontology annotation, cellular component: membrane.
AUGUUCCGUCAAGUGCGCGAGGCCUGGGAUCGCCUUGGGAUCCGAUCCCGAACCGAUCCCCACCAAAACCGAUCCCCCAGCUUCCCUGCACGACUUUUCGUGCACCAGCAGCACCCGCAGCAAAUUCCGCAGCAGCACGAACCGGUACUGCCGCCCGUCGCUCUCCGCCCUCUCGACUGUACGUACACCCGGCAGCAGCAGCAGCAGCAGCAGCAGCAGCAGCAGCAGCAGCAGCAGCGGCGGCGGUUAAGGGCGCAGAGCAGCAGCAGCAGCAGCAGCAGCAGCAGCAGCAGCAGCAGCAGCAGCAGCAGGGCGGCAUGCAAAGGGAAAAAAGGAGCAGCGGGGAGGCUAGCAGCAGCAGCAGCAGCAGCAGCAGCUGCACCGGCAGCACCAGCACCAGCAGCAGCAGCAGCGAUAGCCCGUAUUAGAACUCUCCCAAAGACACUAGCUCUGGCCCAGACUGCAGCUUUCUCUUUUUGCUGCCUUAGCUAUGAAUCCCCCCUAACGCGGCAGCAGCAGCAGCAGCAACAGCAGCAGCAGCAGCAGCAGCAGCAGCAGCGGGGGUUGGGGCUUGGGGCCCCCCAGCAGCAGCAGCAGCAGCUGCAGCAGCAGCUGCACCACCGCGCCCUGCGGGCUCUCAGCAGCAGCAGCAGCAACGCGCGCAGCAGCAGCAGCAGCAGCAGCAGCGCAGCUGCAGCAAAAUCCAGGCGCACAUGGGCGAGUGCACGCAGUGGGGCAAUGGUACCAAGGGCGGGCGCAGCAGCAGCAGCAGCAGCAGCUGCUGCUGCUGCAGCAGCAGCAGCAGCAGGUUUGCCCCUGGGCGUGUUUGCAGCCCCCUCGCACGCGGCGGACAGCUAUGAGGAGCUGCAGCAGCUGCUGCUGCAGCAGCAGCAGCAGCAGCAGCAGCAGCAGCAAAACCUGGGAGAUGAGGGGCCCCAGGGCCUCCCUCUUUGGGCCUCAAAACUUCUUGCUGUUGCCAUUCUAGCAGCAAUUUCUGCUGCUGGUGCUGCUUUUCCUUUUUACCUUAAUGGCAAAGCAGCAGCAAACUCGGAGGGGCCCCUGGGGGCCCCCCUGAGGCCUGGAGACCCCAGAAGCAGCAGCAGCAGCAGCAGCAGCAGCAGCAGCAGCAGACGCAGACGCAAGCGCUCCUGCGUCCAGGCUAUGCUGGUUUUCCUCAACUGCUUCGCAUGCGAUGGCACGCACGAGAGAGAGUCGGUCUCGGACACGAGCUCAGUGGCCGGGAGCGCAGCAGCAGCAGCAGCAGCAGCAGCAGCAGCAGCAGCACUGCCGCACCAAGCCCACCUGCAUGCGCAGCAGCACGGGGCCUGCAGCGAAGCAGCUUAUUGCCCAGAAUGUGAUGACUGCGUGGAGGCCCACACUGCAGCAAACGAGCAGGACCUGGGCUGUUCGCAGCGUGCUGCUGCUGCUGCUGCUGCUGCUGCUGCUGCUGCUGCUGCUGGGUCGGGGGUGGGCAGCGACGGCGGCGCCUCGCAGCAGCAGCUGCUAGCCAAGGGCGGCGUGCCUGCUGCUGCUGCUGCUGCUGCUGCAGCAGCAGCAGCAGCAGCACGGAAAGGCUCGGCUGUGGCACCUGCGCAAGAGAGAGACCGGAGAAGCAGCAACAGCAGCAGCGGCCGCGCGUCGCCGUGUGACGCUGGCUGCGCCUCUCCAGACCACAGCUGUUCUGAUGAGGCGCGUUUGCUGCACAAGCUGCAGCAGCAGCAGCAGCACGAGCAGCAGCAGCAGCAGCAGCACCCGCAUGCAGCAGCAAGAGGAGGCUCUCAGAUUCCUUUGGCUGCCGCUUUGGGGGCCCAUGCUUUUCUUGAGGCGGUGGUUGUGGGAAUGACGCGAACUGCAGCAGAUGUGUGGGUGACUGCGUUGGCCAUAAUGGGCCACAAGGGCGCGGAGGCGGUGGCGCUGGGCUCUGCGUUUUUGAAGGCGCGGCCGCCCCGCUGGCUGCUGCUGACAAGCCUCAGCGCUUUUGUUGCUGCGACUCCUUUGGGAGUUCUCGUGGGCGCGUUUAUAGCGGAGGGAGUCGGCGCCGUCCCGGAGUCUUUUUGCUUCUACAAAUACGUCAUUGGCCCUGCAAACAACAAACAGCAGCAGCAGCAGCAGCAGCAUGAGCAGCAGCAGCAGCAGCAGCAGCAUGAAGAGCAGCAGCAGCAGCAGCAGCACGAACAGCAGCAGCAGCAGCAGGAACAAAUAGAACAACAGCAUCAACAGCUGGGAUCAGAAGGGCAGCAGCAGCAAAAACGACAGCAGCAGCAUUAA